This is a messenger RNA of Mollisia scopiformis, 675 nucleotides long. RefSeq names its product SGNH hydrolase. The transcript is spliced from 3 exons. NCBI's taxonomy places the organism in Eukaryota, Fungi, Ascomycota, Leotiomycetes, Helotiales, Mollisiaceae. The coding region runs from base 1 to 675 and encodes 224 amino acids. Gene Ontology annotation, molecular function: phosphatidylcholine lysophospholipase A1 activity. The record is from RefSeq and is a predicted model, not a curated record.
AUGUUUCUCAACAACUCCCUUCAUAUCCUCUGUUUUGGAGAUAGUUUGACAGCAGGAUGGUCUUUAUCGACACAUCCAGUGUUGCACCCUUAUGCUGGUAGUUUGGAAGCAACACUGGGCAAGAGUUUACCUUCCAUCAAUGUCAGUACGGAUGUUCAGGGAGUUGGGGGAGACCAGACGGAAUGUCCACCCAAUGUAUGUCCUGGAUUCUUGCCUCGGAUGGAAAAGCUUUACCAAGAGCUCGACGAUUCUCAACAUUACGACUGGGCUGUCAUCCUCGGCGGAACAAACGAUCUUAAUGCCGGUCGUGAUGCUCCAGAAAUCUACACCUCUCUCCAAAAGGUAUGGGGCAUACCACUCAGCCAUGAUACGAAGGUCUUAGCCUUGACCGUCCCAGAAUGUGGUUAUUGUGAACCUAUCACCAAUAAGAGGAAAGCGGUGCUUAAUGAUAACAUACUGAAGCAUCCGGCGGACAAUUUUUUUACAUUCAAUCUGCAUGACUCUGUACCAUAUGGGAAUAUGUCUGAAGAAAUGAGGAAAGAGAUAUGGGAUGAUAUCAUACAUUUCACGCCUAAAGGAUAUGACUUGGUUGGGAGUCGUAUAGCGGAGCGACUGACGGAGAUCUUGAAGGAUGACUUGUCACAAGAUCGAGACCAUGGGGAGUUGAAGAAGUAG